Neltuma alba is the source of this 2865-nucleotide messenger RNA. RefSeq lists its product as uncharacterized. The transcript has 4 exons. Lineage: Eukaryota; Viridiplantae; Streptophyta; Magnoliopsida; Fabales; Fabaceae. Gene Ontology annotation, molecular function: catalytic activity; zinc ion binding; nucleic acid binding. Bases 1 to 2865 code for a protein of 954 amino acids. The record is from RefSeq and is a predicted model, not a curated record.
AUGGGGGAUGUCACAACCAUAGACGUGGGAUCAGGAUUCUUUGUGGUGCAGUUCACUCACAAGGAAGAUUAUAACGCAGCGCUGACUGGCGGACCGUGGCUCCUCUAUGAUCAUUACCUGGCCGUGCAACCUUCGAAGCAAGUGUUUGAUCCCGAGGGCGAGGAGAUAAACAAGAUUGCUGCAUGGAUCCGCAUCUCCAAACUCUCUCUCGACUUUUAUGAUACAGGGAUUUUACAUGUGCUGGGGUCGCAAGUGGGAAGAGUGCUGAAAGUCGACAAAACCACGCUUGGCAGGAAGAAGGGAAGAUUUGCUCGUAUUUGCGUUGAACUUGACCUGUCUGCACCACUAUGCCCUAUGAUCCUUGUUAAUGGGAGAGAGUAUAAAGUUCAGUAUGAGAGUAUCCAUCUCAUAUGUUUUACAUGUGGACGCUAUGGGCAUGAUGCAGACCAUUGCACUAGUGGAAAUAUAGGGGGAAGCAAUGUAAAAACCACCAGUGGUGAUGCGGCAGAGUUGAAUAAGCAAAACGAUGGUACGAUGGGAGAAGGGGAGGAAGGAAAAAAUAAGAUGGAGAAGGAGACCCCCGCCGUCACUCCCUUCGAGAGCUGGAUGGUGGUACAACGGACUCGGCGGUUCCGGCGACUGAACCAAAUUGUCGACAAAGGGAGCGAUUCUGGGCGGGAGAUCCGUGGGACUCAAAUCAUGGGAAGUCGAGGAUCUCGCUUCAGUGCUUUAAGUGAGGGAGACUUUCAAGGCGAAGAAGGAGGGGCGACAAAUCAGGAAAAGAUUUCCACACAGGAUAUGAAUAAAAAAGGGGCAUCGUAUUCCCUCUAUAACCCCCUGGGGGUUGGGCCAUCCACUAUGAAGAAAAAUGGGCCACAUCCAAAGAAGAUCAUUAAUGGGCCGGAAAAGUCGAGCAAAGGAAAGGGAGUAACUCAAAUGCCCGCAACACUGGGAGCAAGUGAUAUGGCUAUUCUUAUAAAGGUCAAAGCUGGCUUGGGCCCACAUAUGAAUGAACCGUCCUUGGUGAAUCAGAAAGAUCUAGUACUUGCAGAAGGAAAAAGGAUAACGUCUUACGUUCAUCCCUCCCAACCUCCCGACAUGCAUCUCGAGCAUGUCCAAAAGUGCGACCCAUUGUCAGGAAGCACGACAGGUUGCGAGGUCGCAGACAAUCCUCAUGACCCUGGCGAAACGUCAACAGAAGAUGGCGUCGACUUUAAUGUCACCUACAAGUCCUCACAAGUGUUGCAUGGGCGAUUCUAUGGUAGUACACAUGCUGCGUGGGAUCUCUCUGUGAUCUACGGGCACCCGAAUGUCUCCCAACGACAUCAUUUAUGGCAGCAGCUACGUGAAAUUGAGGAGCGAGGAGUUACAAGGUGGUGUAUAGGGGGAGACUUUAAUGCAACCUUAAGGAACAAUGAUCGACGCUCCCAUGCGAGAGUACCGGUAGGCCCUGAUAGAGAGUUCAGCCGUUGGGUUCGGGAGAGUGGGGUUACGGAGGUGGAGUUUCAAGGGCCACAGUUUACUUGGAGUAGAGGAACAUGCUCAAGCCGGUUAGAUCGCAUCGUGGCGUCUGAAGGUUGGAGGAACAAAUUCAAUGAAGCGUUGUGCCUGCACCUACCCAAAGUCGUGAAGGAUACCUGGAGCUCGACUAGAGAAUGGGGACAAAAUGUGGAGAAUUUCAAAAAGAGGGUAGUCGUUUGGAACAAAGAAGUUUUCGGUAAUAUAGAUAGACGCAAGUCCACGUUACUUUCAAGGCUUGAGUAUCUCGCAAAGACCAGCGGAGACGAUCCAAGUUGGAAUUCUGAAAGGAACAGGGUAUGGGAGGAGCUCGAGCAAUGCUUGGUACAAGAAGAGCUAAUGUGGCUUCAGCGCUCACGUGUUAACUGGUAUUCACAAGGAGACAGAAACACUAGUUAUUUCCACAAUGUCACCAAGAGUAGAUCUAGAAGGAAAACGAUUGAGGCCCUAAGAACUGAGGAAGGGGAGUGGUGCUAUGAUCCAGAGGAAUUAAAACGUGCGGGUACAGCAUUCUUCCAAAGUUUAUAUUCAGCCAAACAAGAUUGUAGCGAGCUCAUAGACUUUGGCAGUACAUACCCGCAGAUCCCGUCUGACAGGCUAGACUUCUUGGGGGGCAAUAUAUCAUCAGAGGAAGUCAAGAAGGCUAUCUUUAGUAUGGGUGCUCUGAAAGCACCAGGCCCAAAUGGACUAAACCCUUUGUUCUUCCAGAGCCAGUGGCACAUUGUGGGAGAGUCGAUCAUAAAACUGACUCAAAAAUUUUUUAGUAACCCAUCUGAAAUUGAAGGAGUCAACGGUACUAAUAUUGUGUUAAUUCCAAAAGUGGAGACGCCCCAGACAUUCAGAGAUCUGAGACCGAUUAGUCUGUGUAAUGUAAUCUACAAGGUCUUUACCAAAACUUUGGCAAAUAGACUAAAGACCAUCAUGCCAUUGCUAGUAGCUCCCAAUCAAUGCAGCUUCGUUCCAGGUAGACAGAUACAAGAUAACAUCAUUCUGGUUCAGGAGAUCGUCCACUCUAUGUCCAGGAUGAAAAGGAGAAAAGGCUUCAUGGCUUUGAAAAUUGAUUUGGAAAAGGCCUAUGAUCGGGUACAUUGGAAUUUUGUGAUAAGAUGUCCAAAGGAGUUUGGGGCGCCAGCUAACUUCACUAAUGUUAUCCUUGCCGCCCUUAAGACAGCCAGGAUACAAGUUCAGUGGAAUGGAGCGAAGGGGUCAGUGUUUGCCCCCACACGUGGGCUUAGACAAGGGGACCCCAUCUCACCUUAUUUGUUUGUGUUGAUCAUGGAGAAGUUGGCCCAUCUAAUACAGAACGAACAAGCUUGGAACAAGCGGGCAUUGUCAAGGCCUGCUUAG